CAAGCUCAUAGCAGAUUUCCCCCACCAUGUCCAACGUCGAGGACCUUCUCCGGGAUUUCGAGGACGACGACGAGGAUCUCCAGGUUGGAGACGGCCUGGAAGACGAAAAUGGCAACGAAGAUGACAACAUGGUGGUGGACGAGGAGCAGCUGGCGCAGCCGGCCGCCCCGGAGGUCACCAACGAGUUCGACGUCGCGCUGUCGACGCAAGAUGAACUGACGCGGCUGCACAAGGUCCUACGCGACCACUACUCGAUCCGAUUCCCUGAGCUUGAGACCCUCGUGACGACGCCGCUCGACUACGCGAAGACGGUGGCGAUUCUGCAGAACGGCCCGCUCAACGACAUCAAGGCGCUGUCGACCUCGGCGGAUAACAUGGUUGGCGUGCCGCUCCGGUCGGUGCUCGAUGGGCCGUCGCUGAUGGUCGUGGCGGUGGAGGGCACGACGACGCGGGGCCGCGAGAUGACCGAGUCGGAGCUGAAGGCGGUGCUGGAUACGUGCGAGCGGAUCUUGAAGCUCGAUCGCGAGCGCACUGCGCUGACGGAGAGCAUCCAGUCCCGCAUGAGCCAGAUCGCGCCUAACUUGGCGGCGUUGAUCGGUCCGGAGACGGCGGCGCAGUUCCUCAACCAGACGGGUGGUCUACGCGAACUGGCCAAGAUCCCUGCGUGCAACCUGGGAGCGCAGGGCUCGAAGAGGAAGGAAGGCCUGGGUUUUGCCACGAACCAUGGCAUCCGGGCGCAGGGCUUUCUCUACAAUGCGCCCAUCAUCCAGGAGAUCCCCAACGACCUCAAGCGACAGGCCAUCCGCAUCGUGUCCGCCAAGAUGGUGCUCGCUACCCGCGCUGACGUCUCUAACUACAGUCCUGAUGGCUCCUUGGGCGAGGAACUCAAGCAGCAGUGCUUCCAGCGAUUGGAGAAGUUGACGGAGCCUGCGCCCAACUCCGGUGGGAAGGCGCUCCCCGCCCCCGACGACAAGCCGUCCCGUAAGCGCGGUGGUCGACGGGCCAGGAAGGCCAAGGAGGCCGUCGCCAUGACGGAGCUCCGCAAGGCGCAAAACCGGGUGGCCUUCGGCAAGGAGGAAGCGGAGGUCGGGUACGGCACGGGAGAAGGCACCAUCGGGCUGGGCAUGCUUGGUCAACAGAACGAUGGUCGCAUCCGUGCCACGCAGAUCGACCAGCGAACCCGGGCCAGGCUCAGCAAGAACAACAAGGGAUGGGGCAUCGGGACCCCCGUCAGUGGUACCUCUACCUCUCUACGUGCCUUUGGAGGAGGCCCCGGCACCAGCGGAACGGCCAGUGUUCUUCAGGCCAAGGGCCUCCGGGCUUCUGGCAUUGGCACGUCGCUGGGUGGAUCCGCCGGUACGGCCAGUACUAUCGCCUUCACGCCCGUGCAAGGUUUGGAGCUGGUGGACCCCAAGGUGCAGGCCGAGUUGAACCGCAAACGCAAGGCCGAGGAAGACCGCUGGUUCAAGUCUGGAACCUUCACCCAGUUUGGCGGACAGCAGACUCCUAGCAACGCUCAAUCUCAAGGGGAGAACGGCGGAUUCAAGGUUCCGGCCAUGCCUCCGAACAAGAAAGUCAACACCGGCGAAGGCAAGAUGGCACCGCCUCCCCGCCCUUGAAGCGGUAAAGAACCUAUUGCAAUGAUUUCCUCGUUUUCGAUUUCUUUAAUUCACGGAGCAUUUUACUGGCGUUAUGCUAUUCCAAAGGUUCGGGCAGCCCUGCAUGAUACCAUUCCAAGA
Messenger RNA from Aspergillus homomorphus CBS 101889, 1739 nucleotides. Its product is annotated as U4/U6-U5 snRNP complex subunit PRP31. Gene Ontology annotation, biological process: spliceosomal tri-snRNP complex assembly; mRNA splicing, via spliceosome. Lineage: Eukaryota; Fungi; Ascomycota; Eurotiomycetes; Eurotiales; Aspergillaceae. Gene Ontology annotation, cellular component: precatalytic spliceosome; U4 snRNP; U4/U6 x U5 tri-snRNP complex. The record is from RefSeq and is a predicted model, not a curated record. Bases 27 to 1619 code for a protein of 530 amino acids. The transcript has a single exon.